Scomber japonicus (chub mackerel) is the source of this 3786-nucleotide messenger RNA. RefSeq names its product formin-like 1a (gene fmnl1a). Gene Ontology annotation, molecular function: small GTPase binding; actin filament binding. Gene Ontology annotation, cellular component: cytosol. Gene Ontology annotation, biological process: regulation of cell shape; cortical actin cytoskeleton organization; cell migration. The record is from RefSeq and is a predicted model, not a curated record. Bases 21 to 3368 code for a protein of 1115 amino acids. NCBI's taxonomy places the organism in Eukaryota, Metazoa, Chordata, Actinopteri, Scombriformes, Scombridae. The transcript is spliced from 26 exons.
GGGGAAACUAACAAAGACACAUGAGUAAAGUGGCAGUGAUGGGGAAUGCGGCUGCAGGAGCUUUGGAGCAGGAACCGACUGAAGGCAGAGAGUCCAGGAACUCAGUUGGGGCAGCUUCAGGAAUGAGUGACCCCACACCAACCCUGCAGAAGAAGCAGCCGGCUCCCCCCAAACUGCCCAUGCCUUCAGAGGAGGAGUUGGAAGAACGCUUCAACAUGGUUCUGAGCUACAUGAACCUGCCCCCAGAUAAACUGAAGCUACUGAGUCAGUAUGAUAAUGACAAGAAGUGGGAACUAGUCUGCGAUCAGGAGCGUUUCCAGGUAAAGAGUCCCCCAUCAACUUACCUGAACAAGAUCAGGAGCUUCUACCAGGAUCAAGGAGGGGUGUCUCGCAGGCAUAAGAAACGGACCCAAGAAGCCACCCAGGUCCUCAAAGAUUUGGAGAUUUCCCUUCGUACCAAUCACAUUGGAUGGGCACAAGAGUUUCUCAAUGAGCAUAACAAAGGUUUGGAUGUCUUGGUGGAAUACUUGUCCCAUGCGCAGAGUGAUGUCUCGUUUGAUAUGGAGGGUGUUGAAAAUGGUGUGUCAGACAGAGGAAAGCCAGCUGAGAGGUCAAUGGAAGACUUGACCAAGAACUCCAGCACCUCCCAUGCGCAUGGGAUGACCAGAGCUGCUCGAGCGUUGACUGUAAGAAUAACCCACACUCUGGGGAGCAAGAUGCAUAAAAAGUCCCACGCAUUCGGCCAGAGAGAUGAUGUGCAUGUGUGCAUAAUGUGCCUGCGAGCCAUCAUGAACUACCAGUCUGGUUUUAACCAGGUGAUGACUCACCCACGCUGUGUGAAUGAGAUCACCCUCAGCCUCAACAGCAAGAAUCCCAGGACCAAAGCCCUUGUGUUGGAGUUGCUGGCAGCUGUCUGUCUUGUCAGGGGAGGACACGACAUUAUUCUCUCUGCUUUUGACAGCUUCAAAGAGGUGAGCAAAGAAAAGACCCGCUUCGAGAAGUUGAUGGAGUACUUCACCAAUGAUGACAGCAACAUUGACUUCAUGGUGGCGUCCAUGCAGUUCAUAAACAUUGUGGUCCAUUCAGUGGAAAACAUGAACUUUCGUGUCCAUCUACAGUAUGAGUUCACUCACCUUGGACUAGACAAGUAUUUGGAGAGCCUGAAGGAAACAGAGAGUGAGAAGCUGCAGGUCCAGAUCCAGGCCUACCUGGACAACGUGUUAGACGUAGGAGCACUGCUGGAGGAUGCUGAGAACAGAGGAGGGGUGCUGGAGCAUGUGGACGAACUGCAAGAUCAUAAUUCACAGCUGAAUGCCCGGCUUCAAGAAAUUGAGAAUCAGGCUACGGAGAAGAUAUCUGAACUUGAAACUCAGCUCAUGCAGGCCACCAAGGAGACUGAGCUGCUCAAAGAAAGUCUACGAGAGUCCUGUUCCCAGGUUAGUGCCUUGCAGCAAAGAGAAAGGGAGAAGGAGCUGGACAGAGAGAGGGAGAAGGAUAGGGAGCGACUGAGCACCUCCACCCCACAGACGAGUUCAGAGCUGGAGCAGAAGAUCCAGGAGCUGCAGGAUAAGGGGCUGAUCCGACUAGGACGCAGCGCCUCAGGAGCUCUGGACAUCCAAGUUGUGCCUGUCACAGUGGUUGAAUACGUCCAGGCACCAGCCUCAGCUGCCCCGCCCAGCACUACGGACUCUGUCAGUGAUACUCCCUCCCCAGCAUCUAGCCCCACUGCCACUGCCCCUCCGCCCCCUCCUCCUCCUCCCCCUCCCCCUCCUGGCGGUCCAGAUGCCUCUCCUCCUCCACCACCACCUCCUCCUCCACCUCCACCUGGAACUGGAGCUGUGCCCCCUCCUCCUCCACCUCCUCCUGGUCUUGGAGGAGGCCCACCACCUCCUCCUCCCCCACCUGGUGCUGGACCCCCACCUCCACCGCCCCCACCUGGGGGUGGACCCCCACCCCCUCCUGGAGCACCAAACAUGCAAUCUGGGUUUAAGGGCAAGAAAACUAUUCAGACCAAGAAUAGGAUGCCACUGUUGAACUGGCAGGCUUUAAAACCUAACCAGGUGACAGGCACUGUCUUUAAUGAGCUGGAUGAUGAGCAGAUUUUAGAGGAGUUGAACAUGGAUAUAUUUGAGGAACACUUUAAGACUAAGGCUCAGGGUAAUCCUAAAGACCUGUCCACUAUGAAGAAGAAGACUGCCCAAAAGGCCCCCACCAAGACGUCUCUGAUUGACCCCAACAAGGCUAAGAAUCUGGCUAUUACUUUACGCAAGGGGGGAAUGAACCCAUCUAAAAUCUGCACCGCUAUAGAGACGUAUGACCAGGAGUCUUUGUCGAUAGACCUCCUUGAGUUGCUCGAGCCCUUCAUACCAUCAGACUUUGAGAAGAAGCUGCUGGUUAAUUAUGAGAAGGAUGGCCGCCCGCUUGACGAUCUGACUGAUGAAGACCAAUUUAUGUUACGCUUUGGGAAGAUUCCUCGUCUGACCCAGAGAAUUAACACUCUCACUUUCAUGGGCAACUUCCCGGACACUGUCAAACGCUUGCAGCCGCAAUUGGACUCUAUCAUUUCGGCGUCCAUGUCCAUCAAGUCUUCAACCAAACUGAAAAAGAUCUUAGAAAUUGUUCUCGCCUUUGGCAACUACAUGAACAGCAGUAAGAGGGGCUCAGCUUACGGUUUUCGACUGCAGAGUCUGGACCUUCUCUUGGAGACCAAGUCCACUGACCGCUCUCAGACGCUGCUUCAUUUCAUCACCAAUAUCAUCAUGGAAAAAUAUGCCGACUUGGCCAACUUCCACACUGAGCUACACUUUGUGGACAAGGCAGCACUUGUGUCCCUGGACGGUAUUCUUGGAGAUAUCCGCUCAUUAGAGAGAGGAAUGGAGAUGACCAAAAAGGAGUUCUUGGUGCAGGAUGACAGCCCAGUGUUAAAGGAAUUCAUCAAAACCAACAGUGAUAAGCUGGAUUCUUUGAUCAAAGACAGCAAGACAGCCCAGGAGGCUUAUGGCUCUGUGGUGGAGUAUUUUGGAGAGAACUCAAAAACCACACAGCCUUCACAGUUUUUCCCAGUUUUUGGACGCUUCAUAAAGGCCUAUAAGAAAGCAGAGGAAGAGAUUAAGCAGAAAAAGAAAAUGGAGAGUGAGGUCAGCGAGGUAAAAGAUACUCCAUCGCCCAACAGGGCCGGGUCACAAAAGGGUCCUAUGAUGCCCAAGAUGCCCCAGAUGGAUCUGAUUGCAGAGCUGAAGAAAAGGCAGGUGAAACCACAGGUACGCGAGGGGAAGGACGGUGCUUUGGAGGACAUCAUCACAGAUUUGAGGAACUCGCCAUACAGACGAACAGAUGGUCGACGGCCAGCUCAGCGCCAGGAGACUUGAGCCACUUUUGGACUCCUUGCAAAUGCAACUGGAACCACACUCAAGCAUACAGACAAAAGAGCAUGCUUCAAAAUGUUCUGUAUAAAGUAUAUCGAAAUAUAUAAUGAGCCUCAUGCCAUGUUGUGUUGCCAACAUUGUAGUGUGAAUUUUCUUUGUAAAUAUGAAGUUGGAAUUAUUUGUAAUUUUUAAUGCAGUUAGUGAAUUCGAUUCGAUAUAUAGCUGAACAUUUUUUGUAGUUGGCACCUCAUGAAUUUUGUAUGAUUUAAAUUUGUACUAUUAUUACCUGUUAAGAAAUAAAACAAAAUCAUGAGCAUUUUAAAGUAAUACUAUUUUUGUAUCCAUUGCUCCUGUAAUUUUAGUGCAACACACAGACAAGUCAGAUGAGAAAGCAAGUUCAGGUGCCAAGACUGUACAAGAG